AUGGACGCUCUAGGAGCGUUUUCUUAUCUGUCGGACAAUGCACCCACAUGGAUUGGUCAGCUUUCUGAUCUAGCUAAUCACACUGCCGCCAAACACGCCGAUUACGCCAAUGCCUACAAACGACACGCCGCUCAGAGAAUCCGCCGCCGCAGGAGCAGCUCCAUCUGCUCCAUUCGCACGGAUGACUUGAACUCGACACUUUCCAAUACCGAGAGCCCGACCCUCUCAUCUGGACCUGCAGCUAGAGAAGGAACUGCAAUCACCACUCCAAAUACCUCCCAAAAUCAGCCGAACUCGAACCCUCGGAAACGCGGAGCCGACGAGGCACCCUCGGUGGACUCGAGUGAUGGGGACAUCUUCGUCAGUACACGGCAUAACCUCAUCAUCGAGUAUGAUGGACACACACAGAAGACCUUGGAGGAAAUGGUCCGCAAUAUUGGGACUGCCCGCAACAACAUUCGAAAAGGAAAGAUGUCACAGCUGCGCACAUCCGGAUAUCGCAGUUCCAUGAUGAGUCGCGGUCCAAGGAUGUCCCCAAUCACUUCUUCGCUCGCAAGCCCUAUCUCAACGGAGGAUGACCUUUUGACCAGCAUCCGUCAUGCUCGGAGACAAGGACCCCCGGCGUCCCGAGCCCCGGCCGCGUCGCAGGCGUCUCCCUUUGAUGCCGCAGAGAAACAGCUGGAGGUUGUCCAUGGACUGUGUGAAACCGCCGCCUACCAUUUCCUCCGGGCGGGCGACUGUUCAACGGACUUAAGCACGGUGAAGCAAAAGCUUCAGGAUUUGCUCGACCUGGCCACCAAAGAAGUGCACCGACUCAAGGCAGAGCAACCACACGGGGCUGAGAUGCCGGAGGAGAAGAAAGCACCAAUGCUUGAGCCACUACCUGCCCCAACAAAAACAACCACGGACGGUGGACAUUUCGUAACAAAGAUGGAUACCAUUGAGGUGGAUGACGGAUCUGACUCGGUCGAGUCCAUUGACUUGACGGUCUUUCGAUCCAGCCGGAUCCGCCGAUAA
Molecule: messenger RNA, 1017 nt
Organism: Aspergillus uvarum CBS 121591
Lineage: Eukaryota; Fungi; Ascomycota; Eurotiomycetes; Eurotiales; Aspergillaceae
Exons: 1
Coding region: 1-1017 (338 amino acids)
Source: RefSeq, a predicted model, not a curated record